This is a messenger RNA of Didymodactylos carnosus, 525 nucleotides long. The record is from the annotation of a GenBank genome assembly. NCBI's taxonomy places the organism in Eukaryota, Metazoa, Rotifera, Eurotatoria, Philodinida, Philodinidae.
AUGGAACUAACACGAACGGAAUUCAAACAAAUGUUAGAAACGACAUGUCAGUCGGUGUUAAAGCAUUUGUUUGACAGAAAAUUCACUCCGGUACAGCGUAAAAUCACACCUAAAGAACAACAAGAUAAUAGUGAAUUAACGAUAUCAAAACAACCGACAAAUCAAUCUUCACAGGAAUUAUUAGAUCGAAUAAUGACUGCUGCUGAAUCCGGUAGAAAUUCUCGUCAUCCGGGUUAUAUGCAAUAUAUGCCAAGUGGAGGUUUAUUACAUUCAGCGUUAUCUGAUCUUGUUGUUUUUGAUUUUGAUUUGAAUUCUGGGACAUUUGGAAUAUUAACAACAGGUGGAACAGCAUCCAACUUAUCGGCUGUCUUGAUGGCUCGAGAUAAGCUUUUGCAACCAAAUAUAUUUCAUCUGGGCUGUGUCUAUUGGACGAAACAAACACAUGCGAGUCGUAUAAAAUCAUGUCGAAUAGCUGGCGUUGCAGAGUUUUGUCUGACUCUCGGCAAUGCUCAAAGUUUUGUUUGA